GCGGGAGGCCGGGGCUGCGGGCGCUCGCUGGUGGCCGAGCCGGACAGUGCAGCGGCGCCUGGGGCUCGAACUCGAUCGGGAGCCAUGAGCGUGGACAAGGCCGAGUUGUGCGGGCCUCUGCUCACCUGGCUGCAGACGUUCCAAGUUCAGUUCCCCUGUGCCAGCCCCCAGGACCUGAGCAGCGGCCUUGCCAUUGCCCAUGUGCUGAAUCAAAUAGACCCCUCGUGGUUCAACGAAGCAUGGCUCCAGGCUAUCUCAGAGGACCCAGGUCCCAACUGGAGGCUGAAGGUCACCAAGCUGAGGAAGAUUUUUCAGAGCGUGGCAGAAUAUUCUCAGGAUGUCCUGGGGCACCCCGUAUCGGAGCAGCACAUCCCAGAUGUGAGCCUCAUUGGGGAGUUGGCAGACCCGGCGGAGCUCGGCAAGCUGCUUCAGUUGGUGCUUGGCUGUGCUAUUAGUUGUGAGAAAAAACAGGAGCACAUCCAGAGAAUCAUGACGCUGGAGGAAUCCGUUCAGCACGUUGUGAUGGAAGCCAUCCAGGAGCUCAUGACAAAAGACAGCCAUGACUCCCUGUCUACAGAGACUUACGGGAACUUUGAUACUCAGUCCCGCAGGUACUACUUCCUAAGCGAGGAGGCCGAGGAGGGGGACGAGCUUCGGCAGCGCUGUCUGGACCUGGAGCGGCAGCUUGUAUUGCUUUCAGAGGAGAAGCAGAGCCUGGCACAAGAGAACGCAGCGCUGAGGGAGCGGGUGGGCCAGCCAGAUGCCCAGGGUGCCCCGGGCAUCACCGCAAAAAAGCUGCUGCUCCUGCAGUCCCAACUGGACCAGCUACAGGAGGAGAACUUCCGGCUGGAGAGUAGCAGGGAGGACGAGCGGCUGCGCUGUCUGGAGCUGGAGCGGGAGGUCACCGAAUUGCAGCAGCGGAACCAGGCCCUGACCAGCCUUGCCCAGGAGGCACAAGCGCUGAAGGAUGAGAUGGACGAGCUGCGGCAGUCCUCGGAGCGCGCGGGGCAGCUGGAGGCCACCCUGAGCAGCUGCCGCCGCCGCCUGGGGGAGCUCCGGGAACUGCGGCGCCAGGUGCGCCAGCUGGAGGAGCGCAACGCGGGCCACGCGGAGCGCACGCGGCAGCUGGAGGAGGAGCUGCGGCGGGCCGGCUCCCUGCGCGCCGACCUCGAGGCCCAGCGGCGGCAGGUGCAGGGCCUACAGGUCCAGCGUCAGGAGGAGGCCAUCAAGGCGGAGAAAUGGCUGUUCGAGUGCCGCAACCUGGAGGAGAAGUAUGAGUCAGUGACGAAGGAAAAGGAGCGCCUGUUGGCGGAGAGGGACUCGCUGCGGGAGGCCAACGAGGAGCUGCGCUGCGCCCAGCUGCAACCAAGGGGAUUGACUCAGGCGGACCCUUCCCUGGAUCCCACCCAGCCAGGCCUGGAAAACUUAGCAGCAGAGAUCCUCCCUGCCGAGCUCAGGGAGACUCUCCUGAGGCUCCAACAGGAGAACAAGAGGCUGUGCCAGCAGGAGGCAGAGCACCGGGAGCGCCAGGCGGAGCUGCAGCGGCACCUGGAAGAGGCCAACCGCGCCCGCCACGCGCUGGAGGCGCAGCACCGGCUGAACCAGCAGCAGCUGUCUGAGCUCCAGGCCCAAGUGGGUGAGCUGAAGAAGGCCGUGCAGGAGCAAGGAGGCAAGGCUGAGGACGCCAUUCCCGCCCUGCUGAAGAGGAAGCUGGAGGAACAUCUGCAGAAACUUCACGAAGCUGACCUGGAGCUACAGCGGAAACGAGAAUACAUCGAAGAGCUGGAGCCACCCACCGCCAGCAGCACAGCCCGGCGCAUCGAAGAGCUGCAAGACAGCCUGCAGAAGAAGGACGCGGACCUGCGGGCCAUGGAGGAGCGCUACCGCCGCUACGUGGACAAGGCCCGCACGGUCAUCCAGACUCUGGAACCCAAGCAGCGUCCACCUGGGGGUGCACCUCCAGAAUUACACGCCCUGAGGUCACAGCUUCGGGAGCGGGAUGUCCGCAUCCGGCACCUGGAGAUGGACUUUGAGAAGAGCCGGAGUCAGCGGGAGCAGGAGGAGAAGCUGCUCAUCAGUGCCUGGUAUAACAUGGGCAUGGCCUUGCAGCAACGGGCCGGGGAAGAGCAGGCACCAGCCCAUGCCCAGUCAUUCCUGGCACAGCAGCGGCUGGCUACCAACGCUCGCCGAGGACCCCUGGGACGCCUCACAUCCCUGAGCCUUCGUGCCACGGACAAGCACUGACAAUCCUCAGCCUCUUGCCAGCUGCCAGCCAGCCAGCCAGGGCCCUAAUCCGCCCUGGCAUCCUCCAACUUACAUGGUACCUAGGCUUAGGCCUCGGUCAACUGUUUCAGAGCCUUGAGCGGUGAUCUAGGCCGUUUCCUCCGCAAGGAGGUCUGGUCUUUUGUUUUUUUUUUUU
Molecule: messenger RNA, 2419 nt
Organism: Jaculus jaculus (lesser Egyptian jerboa)
Lineage: Eukaryota; Metazoa; Chordata; Mammalia; Rodentia; Dipodidae
Gene: Hook2
Product: hook microtubule tethering protein 2
Exons: 23
Coding region: 85-2244 (719 amino acids)
Biological process (GO): cytoskeleton-dependent intracellular transport; cytoplasmic microtubule organization
Cellular component (GO): cytoplasm; centrosome
Molecular function (GO): dynein light intermediate chain binding; microtubule binding
Source: RefSeq, a predicted model, not a curated record